Messenger RNA from Coniophora puteana RWD-64-598 SS2, 1233 nucleotides. RefSeq lists its product as uncharacterized. NCBI's taxonomy places the organism in Eukaryota, Fungi, Basidiomycota, Agaricomycetes, Boletales, Coniophoraceae. The record is from RefSeq and is a predicted model, not a curated record. The transcript has 2 exons. The coding region runs from base 1 to 1233 and encodes 410 amino acids.
AUGAAGCUAAAGAACAUCAGCGCAUUCACACUCAUCCGCGCGAAACUAAAAGGUUAUGAGCCCCGCACGCUUGUAGCUGCAUCUUCACUCUUCAUGUCUUCUACCCUGUCCCACUCCAACUCGAGCGACAACGACGAGCGUGGUCCAUCUCCGUCAACCACGCCAAAGAAGACUACGGCCUUAACCGGCCCGAAGAAGGCCAUGAUCGCAACGGCAUCAACAUCAAGGGCAGCGGCUCCCACGGCCAGGAACGCCAAGCCGGCUACCACCGACAAGGGCAAACAGCCCGCGCAUCCCACCAUGAGCACGCGCAGGAACCCGGCUCCACAGAUCACACUGCAGAUCGCCGAACCUAUGGACGACGACGCCGCCACUCCACAGCCGCCGGUCCGCCCUCCUCUCGAUCACUCGGGCAAGGUCCAAGUGGCCGUCCCGUUAAAGAAAUCCGACCCGUACGAGGUCAUGGUCGCGUGCUUGCAGAGCCAGUACCAAAAGGUCACGGCGAUGUCGGGCACCGACAAGCUCCGAAAAACAAAGGAGAACGGCAACAACUGGUGGUCCUGGAAACAGCGUGCAACCAGCAUGUUUGAGGUCACCGGGUGCCUGAAAAUAGCCAAUGGUGAUUGGCCGGUCACGCUUUGUCAGACCGAAAAGGACCAGAUCCUUUGGGAGAUGCGCGAUAGUGCUGCCAGAUUUAUUAUUAAUAAUUUUAUUUCUGAUGAACUACUUCCCUACGUCAGAGAUCGAGACCCGGUGAACCCGGACCGUAUUCUCACGGCACACGAGAUCUACGAUCGGCUCAAAGCAAACUUUGAGGUCCAGUCGGGCCAACAAGCGAUCACGAUCUAUCGCAAGAUGGUCAAUAUGAAGGCCAAGAAUAGUACCAACAUGCAGACCCAUAUCGGGAAACUCAAAGAUCUGCGCGCGCGCUUCGCUGCCGCAUCCGGUAAUAAACAACAUGUGGACGAGCUGAACUUCCAAAACAUCAUUCUCGCGUCUCUUCCCGAGUCGUGGGAUGGCUGGGCCUCGGGCUUUAUCGGCGUCCAAGACGCUUCCGGCGGCAUUAUGUCCCGCUCCACCGAGGACUUAGUUGCCGCAGUCUGGAAGGAGUGGAUUCGGCGGAAGAAGAACGUCGACCCUGACAAUUCCGAUUCGGACUCCCCGCGCCCGGCCAAGAAGGCCAGGAAGGGCAGAUCAGGGGGCGGUGACCAAAAAGGCAACCAAGAACGUUAA